Molecule: messenger RNA, 1560 nt
Organism: Lactuca virosa
Lineage: Eukaryota; Viridiplantae; Streptophyta; Magnoliopsida; Asterales; Asteraceae
Source: the annotation of a GenBank genome assembly
AUGAGCCCUUACCCUCCUGUUGCAUUGGAAAACCCUAAACCUAGUUCUUUCUCACAGCCGCCAUGUGAAACCUCCAGCCGCCCCUCCCACCUACUCGACCUCCGGCACCACACCACCACUAGAUACCGCCACACUGUGGUCGCUGAGGAUGUUGAACCGUCAUCCGUGACCUCACCUGUCGUCAAUAUAGAGUCGCUCAGCCACCAGGCGAACACUGAGCAUCCAUCAGCCUCCUUCUCUUUCUCCUUUUUAGGAUGUCGCUGCUUCUUCGUGGUUCCGAUCAGGCGACUCCGGCGAGCCUUCCGUUUCUUAGCCUUAUGCCAUCAGUCGCUGUUUGCAUCAUCAGCCCGGUUCUGCCGCCGCCUCGUCGACAAACACUGCCGAACCGCCACCCAGCAUCGUCGACGUUUCUUUUCUAGUAACGAUGAAGUCUACCGGCGGGCUUCGUCCCUCUGUCGUUGCUGCCGGAGACGCUGGUGCGCCAUUGGAGCCGCUACUGUGUUCGUCGACGACAACCACAGCCUGCUGCCAUUUCCUUCUACUUCUUUCCGUCGCUGCCUUGGCUCGUCACCAUCAGCCACCGUGGGAGGUGGCUGGGAAAAGGAAAUCCCCAAAAUUUUGAAAACCCGCUUUUCUACCUUCUUUCUAUUUUUCAUCUUCGCAAUCGAUUCUCCCCUCUCCCUCCUUCUCCCUCUUCUCCGAUCCGCUUCACCAUAUUCAGUAAGUCAACCAUGGAGGCCUAGAUAUACAUCGAUUUGGGUCCAAACCCUCCCAAAACCCUCUCCUCAACUCAAAGCGAAAAGAAUAAAAACCGCCACCACCCGCGUCUACAACAACCGACAACAACUAAUCCGUCUACAGGCAAGUAGAGAAGAUGGUUCAUCAGAGAUCCAACUUGGACUGACUCGUGUUAUGGGAUUUGUCACAGGACAACUAGUACAACCUUAUCGAGACAGGCCUAAUGAAGGGACACUUGCAAUCUACACUGAGUUCUCACCCAUGGCGGAUCCUUCAUUCGAGUCAGGUCGUCCUGGAGAAUCUGGGUAUUCCACUCAUUUUGGAACUGCUGAAGCUGCUCGUUGGUUUCUCACUCAUGAAAUGGGAACCAUUAAUGACUGCCUUCACAAACAUCAGGGAUUUAGGUUAAGGCUAGUGGGCCAUUUACUUGUAGGUGCAAUUGCUUCAAUUCUAGCCAUAAUGAUUCGAAAAAAGACAUGCGAUGAAUUAGGUUUUAGCCCUGAUAUUGUUACAGCUGUUAGAUAUGGAACACCACCUUGUGUUUCUAGAGAUCUUGCUGAUAGCUGCUCUGAUUUUGUCACAACCGUUUUGCUCAUCUUCUUUGGGGAUGGGGACUGCACUAUGCAGGUAGGAGAAUACCAGGGUACAUACAAGUGUUCUCCUUCUGAUAGGCCACAACUGAUCAAUAGUACUCUACAGGUGGCAAGACAGAUUGGAGUGCGUAUUGUUCCUGAAAACUCAAGUCAGGUUCUGACAGCUCUAGCAACCUCCUUCCAUGCCCUGCAGCCUCUCAAAGUUCUUGCAUUCAGGUUAUUCUUUUAG